Molecule: messenger RNA, 1483 nt
Organism: Phycodurus eques (leafy seadragon)
Lineage: Eukaryota; Metazoa; Chordata; Actinopteri; Syngnathiformes; Syngnathidae
Gene: ephx1
Product: epoxide hydrolase 1, microsomal (xenobiotic)
Exons: 9
Coding region: 71-1438 (455 amino acids)
Biological process (GO): epoxide metabolic process
Molecular function (GO): epoxide hydrolase activity
Source: RefSeq, a predicted model, not a curated record
AGUGGCCAGCGCCAGAAGAACUGCGGUCGCUACAACGCACGCACCGCGCAGCAGCUCGACAACAGGAAGCAUGUUCAUAGAGGUUCUGAUUGCUCUGGCGGUUGGAGGAAUCCUCUUCCGGCUGGUGCUAAGAAGAGGCAGCCAUGUUUUGAAGACAGAGGAUGGUUGGUGGGGGGUCGGUCCAGUACCUGAUGGCGAGCAGGACAUCACCACCUACCCUUUUAAAGUGACCACCAGCGAUCCAGAGCUGGAGGACCUACACAGAAGAAUAGACCAAACGCGCCCAGUUCCCUCACUGGAAGACAGCCAGUUCAAUUAUGGUUUUAACUCGGAGUAUCUGGAGAAGGUCGUCUCUUACUGGAGGAAUGACUUUGACUGGGGGAGACAAGUGGAUAAACUUAACCAAUAUCCUCACUUUAAAACCAACAUUGAAGGCAUUGAUGUUCACUAUGUGCAUGUGAAACCCAAACGAGUGCCAGAGGGGACCAGUUCUAUUCCUCUCAUCAUGGUUCAUGGCUGGCCAGGCUCCUUCUAUGAAUUUUAUGGGACAAUUCCACUGCUAACAGAACCAUCAGACCCCCAGGCCCUUGUGUUUGAGGUGGUGUGCCCAUCCAUACCCGGAUAUGGCUACUCAGAAGCACCACAUAAGAAAGGUUUUGAUUCAGUGUGCGCUGCUCGCAUCUUCCACAAACUGAUGAGACGGCUGGGCUUUCAACAGUUCUAUGCUCACGGGGGAGACUGGGGCUGGCUUGUCACCACCAACAUGGCUCAACUGGAACCCAAGAUUGUCAAAGCCUUGCACGUGAACUUUGCUCCACCUUCCAAACCUGGACUGACCAUGACCUUAUCGCUCCUGCUUGGCCGUCACUUCCCGAAGCUGUUCGGCUUCACCAGCGUGGACCUUGAGCGUCUCUACCCCUGCAUGGAAAAACUGUUUGUGGAGUCCAUCAAGGAGACUGGCUACAUGCACAUCCAGGCCACCAAACCCGACACCGCAGGUCGAGGGCUGAACGAUUCACCAGUCGGUCUGGCUGCAUACAUUCUGGAGAAGUUCUCCACGUGGUCACAUCAAGACUUUAGAAACCUGGAGGACGGAGGACUCACUAGGAAGUUCUCGCUGGACGACCUGCUGACUAACGUGAUGAUCUACUGGACGUCUGGCUGCAUCAUUCCCUCGAUGAGGUUUUAUAAGGAAAACUUUUCCCGUCUCGACUCUCCCCACAGCAAGAUACCGGUGUCCGUACCCACCGGGUUUGCAUGUUUCCCCGACGAGCUGAUGCACACCCCAAAGCUGUGGGUCCAACAGAAGUUCCAUAACCUCCUCACCUACACACACAUGGCUCGUGGGGGUCAUUUUGCAGCCAUGGAAGAACCCCAGCUGAUGGUUGAGGACAUCAACAACUUCAUCAAGAAAGUGGAAAAGAUGAAAGCACAGUAGAGAUUAUUCUGAGGUGGUCUUGGUGUUUUUUGGGGUUUUUUUUUU